This is a messenger RNA of Peronospora belbahrii, 789 nucleotides long. Lineage: Eukaryota; Oomycota; Peronosporomycetes; Peronosporales; Peronosporaceae. The record is from the annotation of a GenBank genome assembly.
AUGGGUACGCUUGUGACCGUACCCAAAGUCCUUGUGGACUUAAAUGUAAAGUUCUUGGACUUUAACAGAAUGAAACGCUGUUUGGUCUUAGAUCUGGAUGCAAAGUAUGACCUUAUCCUAGGCAUGGAAUGGAGAGGACGCCAUGAGCCAUGGAUUGAUUGGAGGUCGAGAACCUUAGGCGCAACGCGCAAUGCUCCUGAAGAUGUAACUGUCGAGGACAAUAGUCCUGGGCGAAGCCCAAGGACUGUCGAUAGUGUGGUUGAGAACCCACUAGAUGAAGCUUAUGACAUGUGUCAUGAGAAUGAUGUUACAUCAUUAAACACCAUGAGUGGUGUUGGUGACUGCAAGAUAAGAUGUCGGGACAAGAGUCCAAUUGACAUAGUCACCAAUGAUGUUGUCUUUGAGGACACCGAGUUGCAAGCACCUCAUAACGAGGCAUUGACCCAAGCUGGUGGGGUGCAUUCAGUAAAUGGAGUGGUCUUUGACCUUGAGGUUUGUACGCCUGGAGACGCUGUUGCGUCGGAUGCCGAAAGCAUAAAAAAAAGUAGCAAUGAUAUCAUCAAGAGUGACGGUCAUAGCGACCAGAUAUAUGCACUUAUCAACGGUUUGACUGGGGAUGUUGAAGAGCCGGUGGCUCUUUCAGCAAUACCCGCAGUAAUUGCUCUGGUAGAGCUGGACGAGUUGUCCUUUGCCGAGUUUAACAGUGCCUUACAAGCAGGCGAUAACGCCGAAGUGGUCAUCAUACAAGCUGAAGAGGAGUUGAACUCCUCUGGCUUUUGGAUAUUGUAG